Messenger RNA from Saccoglossus kowalevskii, 942 nucleotides. RefSeq names its product macrophage mannose receptor 1-like. The record is from RefSeq and is a predicted model, not a curated record. NCBI's taxonomy places the organism in Eukaryota, Metazoa, Hemichordata, Enteropneusta, Harrimaniidae.
AAAAGGAUAUCAAUGGGACGAUGACAAAUGUAGUACGAAGAUGGGAUACGUAUGCUACGAUGAAUCUGCUGUGACCACACCUAUAUUUGACAACCAAUACCGCAUAUUCACUGAUAAAAAGAAGUACAGAGAAGCUGCCCAGGCUUGCAUGGAUCAGGGUAUGAUGCUAACUGACUUGAGAGAUGAGAAUGUUCAUUAUACUAUACUUGAAAAGAUGCAACAACAAGGUAUUACCAAUGAAAAUAUCUGGAUUGGCCCCAGAACUGUUGGCAGUCUGCUUUUAACAAUGAGUGGUUCCAUGGCUACAUAUCAACCAUUUGCUAAGGGUGAGCCCAAUGGUGAUGGACCAUGUGUACAUCUUUGGAAUAAUUACAACGGCGAGAAACUGAAUGACGUAUCGUGUAACAAUAAGUACAUGUAUAUUUGUGAAGAGCAAGAUGAUGCAAUGAAAAACAUGGUGGGACUACUUGAUAGCCUCGAUGUGAAUGAACAAAAAGUUAAAUGGGACGAAUCUGGUCCUGCAUGUGCCAACAAAGGUAUGCAAUUAGCCAAAGACAAUAGCCAAGUUGCUCACAUGAGUCUACUGAAUAAACUACUGCUUGAAGACGUCAAUAAGGACAUGUGGAUCGAUGUCCGCAAACAAGGUUCUGAUAUCAUUUCGAGUGACGGGCAAGUGCAGAGUUAUACAGCGUUUCAUACUGGUCAGCCAGACGGUAACGGAGAUUGCAUCCAGUUGUGGUCAUCUCACAAACACCAAUGGGACGAUGAUAGUUGUACCAGAACGAAGGGAUACAUAUGUGAAGAAGACAUUUAAUCUACGGAAAAGCCAACCUGCCCAGUACCAACCAAAGCAUAUCACCCUAUCGCGGGUAAAAUUAUGCAUUGCAUGAAUCAAUAUAAAGAAAUAAAUACAUUGUAUUAAUUGCAUAACAAGUGUAUACA